GCUGUCAGAUUUUCAGAAUUUUUUUCAUUUGAAUCAAUUGAAUUUCGAUUGUUGUUUACAAUCAGAGUUAAUGUUGAAUGUCUUUCUAAUCUACGAUUCUGAAUAGAUUCUAUUAUCUAUCAUAUCAUUAGAAUAAUAUGACUUCUAAUUCACCGAUUCGUAAUUUAAUUGGUAUCUCAUGGAUUUUACGUUUAGCUUUGACUUUAUUUCCUCAACAUGGUUACAUUCAACCGGAUGAAUUUUUCCAAUUCACUGAGCCGAUAAUUGGUGAAGCUCUCGGAACAAAAUGGUUGAAAACAUGGGAAUUUAAAGGUGACCAGCCAAUUCGAAGUAUUUUAUUGCCUCUCCUUCUCAAUUCGCCGUUUUUUCUUCUCAAACAAAGUUGGUUAAACAGCUAUUUCAUUAUGGUCUUACCUCGACUCAUUUUCACUGGACUUUCAUUCAUUGCCGAUUAUUGUUUGUAUAAAAUUUCAAAACUGACCCUUGGUUGGCAAUGGUCAUUUCCCUGUUUGAUUUUCUCCACCUCAUACUUAACGCUGACCCAUUUGAACCACACUUUCACCAAUUCUCUUGAGACUAUUUUUGUUUCUUUGGUGCUUUACAUUGUCAUCAGCAGUUUAGUCACUAAAAAGACUCGACACAACCGAUGGCUUGGAAUCAUUUUAGCCUUAGGAUUAUUUAAUCGUCCAACAUUCCCGAUUUUCACUUUCAUUCCAUUGAUUUUCUAUCUAUCAAUCGGUAAACAUAAAUUUCCCAAUAGACAAUUGAAAAAUGGUUUAACCGUCCUGCCGAGUUUCAGUUUAGCAAGUUUGUUCAACGUUCUAGUUGACUCAGGUUAUUAUCGACGAGAAAAUCUAGACCAUUUUAUUGAAUUUCUCUCUGGAGAUUUGAACUUAUCACAAUUUCUGGAUAAAAGCUCGGUGAUAUUCACACCUUGGAAUUUCUUGAAUUACAACAGAGAUACUUCUAAUCUUAAGAAUCAUGGUCUUCAUGAUCCUUAUCAUCAUAUGCUAGUCAAUGUCCCUCUUUCAUUUGGGUUACUUGGGCUUUUAGCUUAUUUCGAAAUCAUCAAAAUUUCCACGCGACCAUUUCGAUACAAGAUGAUUCCAGCUCGAAAAAUUAUGCUUCUCACAUUCUGGGUAUCACUUAUUACUCUUUCAUUUAUUCCUCACCAAGAGCCGAGAUUCCUGUUACCAUGUCUUCUUUUCCUCUCUUACCUUUACGCUGAAAAAUUCCGAGUAAGAAAAUCUCUAUUCUUCUGUUGGAUUUUGUUCAAUCUUUUCUUCACCUACAUCUAUGGAUUCGUUCACCAAUCAGGAGUAACUCAAGCACUUUUCAAGUUAAAUCGUGAUAUAAACCAAGACGAAUCAUCAAGAUUCGACAUAAUUUUUUCUCGAACUUACCUUCCACCCCAAACACUACUCAACAUACCUGUUGACAGUGAAAGGAUCAAGUUUCAUGAUCUUUCAAUUAUGGAUUUUCCUGAAGCAAUAAACAAUAAAUUGAAUGAAGUGGCACUAGAUUCAGAUCGCGACAAAGUCCUUCUAAUUCAGCCCAGUUCUUUAUCUUGGUAUUUAGACAAGUUAACCAACAAUUGGCAGAAUGUGACAUUUAACCUUCAACAUCGAUUCUUCCCUCAUUUUACUCAUGAAGAUCUGGAAGCAUCUUUUCAACACCUUCUAGUUAAUUCUGAGCGUGAAGAUCGUUACGAUCUCAUAAAAGAAGCCUUUAGUUUGGAUAUUUAUUCAGUCAAUUAUCCAAAGGGCCAAACAAUCAAUCCAAAUUUCCCAUAAACUUGAAAUAACUUUCCAAUCAUAAAAUUGAUCUCAAAGUAAUCAAAUGAUUUGAUUCAAUUUAACCACUGCCAAGUAAACAACCUAAACACUUUCAUCACAAAAUGCAAACCUUUCCAAAUCAACUUUUAGUCUUGUAAUAGAUUAAUUUAAAAUGAUCAACUAAAUAAAUACUAAGAAUUUCUAUUAAAAAUGAAAAUCAUUUCGA
This is a messenger RNA of Panonychus citri (citrus red mite), 2001 nucleotides long. RefSeq names its product GPI mannosyltransferase 4-like. NCBI's taxonomy places the organism in Eukaryota, Metazoa, Arthropoda, Arachnida, Trombidiformes, Tetranychidae. Gene Ontology annotation, molecular function: alpha-1,2-mannosyltransferase activity. The record is from RefSeq and is a predicted model, not a curated record. Gene Ontology annotation, biological process: GPI anchor biosynthetic process. Gene Ontology annotation, cellular component: endoplasmic reticulum membrane. The transcript has 2 exons. Bases 138 to 1793 code for a protein of 551 amino acids.